Messenger RNA from Aspergillus oryzae RIB40, 438 nucleotides. RefSeq lists its product as uncharacterized. NCBI's taxonomy places the organism in Eukaryota, Fungi, Ascomycota, Eurotiomycetes, Eurotiales, Aspergillaceae. The coding region runs from base 1 to 438 and encodes 145 amino acids. The transcript is spliced from 2 exons. The record is from RefSeq and is a predicted model, not a curated record.
AUGUACUAUGUUUUAUACCUUGCGAGUCUCUGCCGACGCCGUCGCUGGCCGGAGCCCCAGUUCGAGGCCUAUGAAGGUCCUACCGGGUAUACCUGCAUUGUUCGCGUCAACAAUCGGGAAUACCAGACGGACACUGUUUACCAAAACGAAACCCUGGCUCGAGAGAAUGCAGCAAUGCGAGCAUACCUCAUCUGUCGGAAUUUCUCCGUCAACGAUGGCAUGUAUCCAGCUGGACAUGACCACGGAGGAAUCGUCCAGGGAAUGCCUGUGGCGAUAGGUACUGGACGAAAGGCCCGCUAUGAUGAUACCGAUACAUCGACCAGUGGAGGAAGCAGAAGCGGAGGGAGCAGUCCCGAAAGCUACGAGGGAGGACGAUUCGUUCAGGACAGACCCGCUGUGCCCUCGAGGGCCCUCGCAUUCAGCAGCCGUGGAAUGUAG